Polistes canadensis is the source of this 13527-nucleotide messenger RNA. RefSeq names its product putative histone-lysine N-methyltransferase 1. The record is from RefSeq and is a predicted model, not a curated record. Gene Ontology annotation, cellular component: cytosol; membrane. NCBI's taxonomy places the organism in Eukaryota, Metazoa, Arthropoda, Insecta, Hymenoptera, Vespidae. The transcript is spliced from 8 exons. Gene Ontology annotation, molecular function: SH3 domain binding; RNA binding. The coding region runs from base 734 to 12229 and encodes 3831 amino acids.
GCUGCGUUUAAAUUAAGGCGCGAUUCUAUUGACUGUUUUGGAAGUCUUUCUACAUUUAUAGUCAAUGCUUUAACUAUGUUUUUACCUCAUGUGACCAGGCAUUAAAGUUGUGAUUACAUCAAAUAUGUAUAAUCUACAUACUUUUUAAAACAGUGAUAGAUUUUGGAUAUCGUGAUUAUUUUGUUUCUAUUUACAAGUACUAAUUAUAAAUUACAAAUAGAGAAGAAUAAUUGUUAUUGCAGCUUUGUUCAAAAUAAAAUCUCAUCAUUUAUUAAAUUCUGAUAUAUACUGUAAUAUAUAGAAAACGAUUUCGUUUAGAUGUGAUAAUUUUGUGUAAAAUUUCUACUCCUGAUAUGAAAUAUAAAAUAUUACUAACGACAUAAAAAUAGUGAUCGAAGGAAGAACAAUUUCAAUUAAUAAUUAAUAGCGAUUGACACGCGCGUUCAACUGGCAACAUGGCGAACGUGUAAACAGAGAUUCUUUUAAAAAAAUUGUUUAUGAUUGAAAAAUUAAAUUAUUAAAUAAUUGAUACACAAUAGUAUCAUGAUGUUAUAUGCAAAUAAGUUAAGUGUUUUUAUAAAGAUUCACGUUCAGUACAGCGAUACAAACUUUGUUAAGUAAAUGAAUAAUGUAAAUUGUUUUAUUCAUCUGUACUUUAUUGAUUUUAUAUACAAAAUUAUAAAAAGUGCAAUAAAUGUACAAAGGAUAACAAAGUGCUGUACUGUAAAGUGUAAUGAGUGGAUCUGGUUUUCGAGAACAGGGCAUUGAACCACGGAGUAUUCAUCCAAAUGGCCCAAUUGGUGCUUAUCGUGGGACCUGUUCAUCUCACCCUCGUUUUAAUCAUCCCCGUUUACUCCAUAAUAGAUUACCGACACCAGAGAAUUGGUCAGGAAGAUCAAAGCACGAUUUACGUUUUCCCUCUUGGAGCAAUGCUAAAUUUCAACGUCCCAUAUUUCGUGGUGUAUCCCAUUUUCGUCAUCAUGGCAGAGGAUGGGGUACGAUUCAUAGAGAAAAUUUACGUUUUCCUGAUUCUAAUAGAUCAUCCAUCGUGCCAUAUUCCUCAAAUCAUAAUAAACAUGGUGGAAGCAUUAAAACAAUGUCUAUGCAAAAGUUACACGAUGAAGAUCAAUCAAAAAAUAUUAAACGUAAUCAAUGUUUACAAUCAAUUCCUUUACUUGGAUCUGAGGAAGAACGUCAAAAGAAAAUCACUGAGACUGCAGUUCGAUUAAAAGAAAAAUUAUCUAUCAUUACCAACGAAGAUAUUACUAAUCUUUGGCGAGAUGAUCUGUCUAUAGUAUCAUCGUCUAACAUAAAAGACAAAAUUAUACUUAAGUUAGGGGAUGAACAGCCUGAACUUAAUCGUUCUUUUAAUAAUUUUAAAGAUUUAGAUAAGAUUGACUCGGACAAUGUGAAGUCUGAUAAAAAUGAUGACAUUAAUGAAGCUAGAAAUGGAUUUAAUUUUAUACAUGACAAUGUCAAUGAAGUAAGAAAUAGUAUUAAAGGUGUUGAUACGACAGAUAUUGAAGGAAACAUUCUAAGCGAUGAAUCUAUGACGAUUAUUAAUGAUAAGAUUGUAACAGAAAGUAAAUCGCAAAAAGAUAAUGAUAAAAAAUCACAAGAAGACGCCAAUUCUCCACAUCGUACGUCUAUUACUUUGUCAAAUAUUUCAGAAGUAUGUAACACAGAAUUAACGAACUCUUUGCAAGGAAAUACAGGAAAAAUAAAUAUGUUACAAACUCGAAAUGUUCAACAAUCUGAUAAUACUCAAAUACAUGAUCAUGAAUUAAAUGCAAAAUAUGUGAAUACAUCAUUACACUGUCAAUCAGAAUAUCCUAAUUCUGAUGAUAUGCAGAAAUCUCAUUGGAAAGCAUCAAAAUAUCAAACAAACUCAUUUCGUAGAAAACCAUUUGAAUCAAGAUGGUCACAUAGAAAUCAUAGAUACGUGUAUAAUAGAUCACAGAAUGAAUCAACAAGAUUUAAUCCGCAUGCAUCGUCAUUGCAUUUGCAUAGAAAUAUAACGCCUUUAAAACAAGAUUCACAAUAUAAUGUAUUAUCUUCGUUUGAUAUAAACAGAUCUCAAUCACAAUUUCCUACAACGUCAAAUUUAAUGCAUAAUAAGGAUAAUUUGCAGACUACUUCAUGCGUAGAUCAUAGUACUUUACCUUUUAUACCUGUUAACAUUUCUUCAAGUCAAGAAGAUAUUUUGCAAACAGUGUCAGUUUUUAAUUCAUGGGAGUCAUCUACUGCAUUAAGUUACAAUCCACAUAAAGAGCAAAUAAUGAAUAUACCAAAUUUUAAUCCUCAACAACCACCACCAAAUUUUAAUAAUCAAAAAGGUACAUUACCAUUAUCUUCUGUAUUCGAUCAACAUCUUUUGCCACAAAAUCAGUCAAAUUCGACAAUACAUGCGCUUAAUCCUUUGCAAACAAGUGCAAUUUCAGUAAGUUCUACAGAUUUAUAUUGCCCUGUAAAUUGUACCACAUCAUCAAGUACUGCAUUGGUACAAGCUACAACUUUUUCUACAAUAUCACAAAUAAGUAUACCAUCAUCUUCGAGUCUUUUAUCAACUGCUCCAAUCAACUUCUCCCCAAAAUUAAUUCAUACAGCACCUAUACAAAUGACAUCUUAUGAAGUAACAUCACCUGCAACAAUAAGCAAAGCUGAACAUCAAGCAUUGCUUUAUAACAAGGCAUUAGAUUCUGCUCCAAUUUCCAAUUCAGAUAAUAAAAUUAAGGAUGAAUUUCAAGAGAUACAAGAAGCAGCAAUGCAGUUUGCAAAACAAGCUACGAAUAUAAAAGAUGAUAUAAAUAUUAAUACCGAAUCUGAGCAACCCCUAUCUAUUGGAAUUCCUUCACUAAAUACAUCUGUAAAACAACAAAAUGUUAGUGAUGUAUUGCCAUCUUUUACACAAAUACAUGAAAAUAUUAAUAAGGAAAAGGAACAGUUGGAUCAACAUUGUAAUAAGUUUACUAAAAUAACUUUAAAAGAACGAGUAAUAACUGAAUUUCACGGAUCAUCUAAUUUUGAACAUGAAAAACAAUUAAAUCAAAAUGAUAAUGUUGAAGAAAGUGGUCUUGUAGAUAAACAGAUUCGACCAAAAGUCAUGUUUCAUUUAAAUCCUAAGUUAAACAAAAUAAAUAAGCAAGGAAAACAGCUUCAGAGAAUUGAAGAUGACGAGAGAGAACAGUAUAGUUCUCCAGCAAAUGAUUUCCAUCAAAUAUAUUCAAAAGAAUAUUCCAAUCAAAAGAUUGAAGAGUGUGCUAAUCAAAUGAUUAGAAGUAAUCAAGAUAGAACUUCGAAACAUAUUAUAGAAGUAAAAGACAUUGACACAAUUAAUAGUCUUAUUGAUGAAUCACAAAGGUCUUAUUUGGAGUCUCGAAUUUCUGUAACUUCUGAUAAUUCUACCAUACAAAGACCUCAAGAUGUUAUAAAAAAAAGAAAGAAAGUAGAAUCUCCUCCGUCUGAAUCUUCAUGGAAAAAUAGAAUUAUCAGUCGUUUUUUAAAAAUGAGUAAAAAUGAUAUUCGUAACAUGAUAAAUAAUUCUAGUCUUCGAAAGUUUAAUAUUGCCAUGAAACAUCUUGUCAAAGAAAAAAAAUCAUUAUUGUCAUUAGAGAUGCGAAACACUGAAGAUGAAAAAAUUAAAAGUUAUGAUAGACAAGAAUUCAUGGAUCAGUUAAAUGCAAUGCUAGAUCCAGCAGCUAUCGUUGAUAUCACUAAUUUACCUACAGAUUUUAUCCAUCAUUUAAGUGAAGUAUUACAACUUGAUGUCAAGCCACUAGAAUCAAAUGAAAAUAUUUUUAAUUACACUAAUGAUUGUCAAAAUAAUAAUUCACAUGUAUUUUCUAAUGAAGAAGAAAUAUUAAACAAUAAUAUUGUUUCAGAAAAUAUUCAUUUAGAAGAAAUAAAUGACAGGACACAAGCGGAAUACAAUAAUCAAUCAAAAGACGGGGAUAAUAUAGUCUCAUCUUCUAUCAUUGCAGAGUCAAAUAUUAACGAUAGUAAUAUAGCUCCAAUUGUAAAUUCAUCUAAAACCAAUGAUAACAGGAUAUUAAACUCUAAUGAAAUAUUUUCGAAGACACUACUGGAAAAUAAUGAUCCACAAAUUGAUCAUUUUACCAAUAAUGUAUAUGUAGCAGAGAAAGAUAUUACACGAAAAGACAUUGAGAAAAGAAAACAACAUUCAUUGUUCGAUGCGACUGAUUUAGAUGAUAUACUUUCAACUGUUAGUACAAAAGCAUCAGGCGAAUCCAAAUCAAUAAAUUCAGAAGAAAAAUCAAAGUCUACAAUAAAAACAAAUAAAACAUGUGAUGAAAUAACAAAAACCUCAAUACCCACUGAUCAACUUAUAUCGGUAAAUACUACAUCAUUUAUUUCCAAACCAAAGAUUUUGGAUUCUACCAAACAACAUGAAUGUAAUUCAGGAAAUGAAUAUAUAUCGAAGUUUGAAAGAUAUAAUAGAUGGUGGACUAGAAAAGAACGAGAUGAACCAGACGCCUUUAGAAACCUUACGAAGGAAGAAUGGGAGGCAAAACAUGGAAAAAAGAUGAAGAGUUUAACAUCAAAUUCUUCCAAAUUACAAACAAGUAGAUAUAGCGAUAAUACAAAUUUAACAAAUAAAACAUAUAAUAAAACUUCCAAUUCUAAAAAUUAUUCAUCUCCGCGCUCAUUUAAAACGAAUAAAAGUUCUUUCAGUCGGAAAACUGUGUUUUGCAAGAAAGAAUCCAAAAAGGAUAAUGUAGAAAAUGAUCGUAAUACGAGCAGUUCAAGUCCAAGUGAGACUGAUGAUACUGAUAGCACAAGUAGUGAUGAUAGAACACCAUCGGAUGUAGCUAAACUUCUGAAGGUAAUUAAAGAAAAAGAAAAGAUAGCUAAAAAUAAAUCAUUAAAUGAGACAAUAAGAGAUGAAGUAACAGCUGAAAUUCAUCGUAAAUGGAAUGCGGAAGAUAGAAAAAGAAAAUAUCAUAAAAAGGAUAAAAGAAGGAAAGAAAAAAAAUUAAAAUAUAGGGAAGAAAGAAAAAAAAGAAAAAAGAAAAUAUCUGAAAGCAGUUCUAAUUCUGAUAACAAUCAACUUGGUACACAUAAUCUACUUACAGAAAUGGAAAUUAAGAAAGAAACUAACGUUAAAGAAGAAUUCGAUGUUGCCAUAGAAGAAGGCUCCGAAUCUACUUUACAGAUAGUAAAUAAUACAUGCUCUGAUAAGCUGGAAACAGUAAAAACCUUAACGGAUAAAAAAAUAAUGUUGGAAAAUGUAGAUAAAUGUACAAUAAAAGAGAGUAAUAGAAUUACACUGAUCCCUACAAUAAUACAACUAAAACCACAAUUACAAUUAAUUCCAGAAACAUUAAAAUCUGUAGAAGAAACGGAAUUUAUGAAAAAUACAGCCAAAAUAGUCUUGAAUGCGAAAUAUCAUGAACAAAAUAAAGCACCUGCAUUGAAUAAUGAAAAUAUAUCCGAAAUAAAUGAAGAUUCUGAGUGUCCAAAUAAUAUAUUAACAAAUGUUAUAGAAACAGAGCACACGGUUCUUAAUAAUAAUGAUAAUACAACGAAGAACAUAACUAAUACAUCCAUUGUAAAGGAACAAAGUGGUAAGGAGCAAAUUCUUCAUGUAAAAAAAGAAGCAUUAUCAAUUAUUCCUAUAGUUCACGAAUCAAAUAGAGAAAAGUUAAUAGAUAAUAAAGCAACAUCUAAAAAGAUAGAUAUAAAGGCAUAUAAAGCACGUAAAUUACAACGAAAAAUGAAAAAUGAAGAAAAAAUAAAUGAGGAAAAAGCAGUAAUAAGUAAUAAACAUGCAAUAAAUAAUGACACGUUUAAUGAUAGUUUCUCCAAGUCGAUAAUAGAGGAAAAACAGAAACCAGAUACUUACGUUUCACUAAAAAUUAUGCCUUAUACAAAUUUGAAAGAUACAAAUUCUAUUACACAAACAAAUAAGAUAUCUAGAGAUUCUACUAAAUUUAAAAAUAUUAAAUCAGAAGGAAGUAGGGAAUUAAAAUUAAGAAAAGAAAAAUUAGAGAAGAAUAAAAAGAAAAUUGAAAUAAAAAAGAAAAUAAAAGAAACAAAAGAAAUAUCAAGUGCCAAUCAAGAAAAAAUAAAUAAUACUUCUGAUGUUUUAAAAUCGUUAAACAAUGAAGUUGAAAAGAAUCAGGUGGAUGUUCCCAGUGGUAAACAUGAAAAUGUACAAUUUAUUACUGAUCAUUUAUUACUAACAAAAAAUACAGAAUCUUCAGUAGAGAAAGUUUCUAUUCAAAAUGAGGAAAUUUCUGUUAAUUAUAUUAUACCGUCGACAAGUGAAUUAAAAGAAACUUUAAGUGAAAAAAAUAAGAACAUUAAUAAUGACUUUAAUAAUACUAAACCAGUAGACAAAGAAAAAUAUAUAGAAACAUCAGAAAUAAAUAUUCCAACAAAAGGCACAUUAAAUAACAUCCAAACUAAAAACACAAACAAAAAUAAUAAUUUAUCUACUGCCAAAUACGAUUCAAAUAACUUGAAAUUCGGAAAAAGAGCCAUAUCUACUUCCAACGAAAUAUCUGUGGAACCAGAAAUAUGUAACUUUAUUAAUACUGAAGAGAUUAAUUCGCCAAAAAAUGAAAAUAAGAAGCAGGCCCAAGGACCUUGGAAUUUAACAGAAUUUAAUGAAAAUGUAACAAAUUUAGAAAAAGAAGUAUUGCCAAAAAAUAAAAGCGUAGAAUCUAAAAUUGUUGAAAGUGUGUCCAAUUGUGUAGAAUCUUCUGUUGAUUUUCAAUUGAAUAAAUGUUUUGAACUAGAUGAAUCACAAAAGAAUAUGAAAAUAUCAAAUAAUAGCACAAGUAUUACUAAUAUAAAUGUAAUUCCUCAAAGCAAACAAGGUAGAAUUCUAGAAGAAGACACUGCAAUAGUGAAUCAGAUUAAUCAAAAUUUAUUAGAGAAUCAGAACAAUCUUAAUAUUGGAAAGAAUAUAAUAAAUUCUACUUCAAACAUUUAUGACGAAAUGAUUCAUUCAAUAAAAAGUAAAUUAAAAUCACCUGAAAGUACUAGUAGUCCAUUUAAAGGAUUUGUUGCAGACUCUGUUGAACCCAAUAGCUAUCAACACAUAUUGCAUUUAGAGACACAAAGUACAGUCAUUCCUGUCAAAGAUAAUGCUAUAGAAGAUGAAAGUAAACAAUUGCAAUCAUCUUCUAAUGAUAAAUUUAAUCGUCAUAAUUUAAGUUAUCAAGAUACUUUAUAUAAUAAUAUUUCUUCUGAAAGUAGUCUUAAAGAUUCUUUAAAUACAGUUCAACAAUUAAAUAAAGAUGAAGGAGAAUCAUCUCAUGGGAAAGAUUUUAGGAUGAACGACAGUACAACAACUAUCUUAAGCAAUAAUUUUAAUUUAUUAAACAAUAAAGAUCAAAUGAAAGAAAUGAUAAAUAAAAGAUAUUCACAUAAAUAUGCUGAAAAUUCUAAAACAAAUGAGAAAAAUACAAAUAGGUUUAAACAGUCUGAAUACUCUGUGGAAAAUAACGAAUCUAUGCAAUCAGUAAAUGUUGACAAAAAUACUCACGAUGUAUCCAAUAAGCGAGAUAAAAUAUUUGCCGGUUUAUAUGAAUGUGAAGAUAAUGCAGUAAUGGAAAAGCCAGAUAUUGAUAUUGUAAAAGAUUCUUUAGUUAAACAAAAACGAUCACAUAAAAAAGAAAUUUCAGAUUUUAUAUCUACAUCAGACAUGAAUAAUACAAUAGAUUCUUCAUUCAGUAACAUAUCAAAUGAAACUUUGAAUAAUAUAAUCAAUACUGACACUGAUUCAUCUUUAGCUUCGCCAAUUAAUAGCAACACAAUUGGAAAUAAUAACGCUAAUAUGCUAAACCAGGAUAUUGCAGAUUUUGUUACUAAUAUAGACUCCUGUAAUAAAGAAAGCAUAAAUGACAAUAAUUCACACUUAAAUAAUGAUACUUAUACUAAUUUGAAUUAUAAUUCAACUCUGUAUGCUUCAGAAAGACUUCGGAAAUCAUUCAUACACCAUAUACCAAAGAAGUUAAAAGUUCCGACGAAAGCUUCUUUGAAAGAAUGUACAAAUAUUACUACAAUUAUGGAUUGUGUCAAAGAACCUUUGAAAUUUACAAAUUCUAAUUUAACAGAACAUGAGUGUGAAAAUCAGAACAUAGAUCAUUUUAUAACUGAUCAGGUAUCUCAGAAAAAAAAUAUUGAUAAUGCAAUUCUCAAUUCGGAGCAAAAUAAAUCUUCUCAAGAUGUACAUGUUGCAUAUGUAUCUGAUAAUAAAGAUUUGCAUCAAUGUUCAGAUGUAAAUGUAUUAUCUCAAACUGUUCUGAAUAAAACAAAAACAAUACACGAUGAAACUUUGAUUCCAUCUAGUCAUACUAUUUUUAUUAAAGAAUUAAUAGAUAGUAACAAAGUAUAUAAUCCUACUGUUCAAUCAGAAAGAAUGAAAGAAACAAAUAGACCGAUAACAGAUACAAUACGGAACUAUGCUGACACAAAUAAAAUUGAUGAGGGCCUAAAUAAGACUUCUUGCAUUGAUACACAAAAGCAAGGACAAACGAAUAAUACUUUGCAUGUUACAAAUAAAAAUAUAAAAGAAGAAAUAAUGGCUAGAAUGAUAGAUAUAGACGUGGAAAUUCAUAAAUUAAUGACAGAAAAAAUGACUUUAUAUCAAAUGCUAGAAAACGAUUCCUUAUUAUUAAAUAAGUUUCCAUUAACUAACAAUUUAGGAUUAGAAACGAAUAGAGACAAAACAUUAAUAAGACUUCAUACGUCCCCUACUUUAACAUCACAUACAAUGCAAAAUAUGGAGCUAAGCUCUGUGUCUGAAAUGAUUCAAGAUGAAAUAGAGCCAAGAAUUAUAAAUAUUGAUGAAAAUAAAGAAAAAUCUUUAAUAACAGAAGAAAAUAUAAAUUGCACAGGAAAAAUUUCAUCUCAUAAUCCUAAAGAUAGAUUAUUAUCAGAAUGCAGUGGAAGCUCACAAUCAUUACCGAUAUGUAAGGAUGAAAGGAAAAUACAAGAAAAUAAUAAAGUACUAUCUGAAAAUCAACUUCAAUCGACUGAAAAUCUGGAUACAUAUAAUUCUAUAAGAAAAACCUCAAGUAAUGUAACAAAAAGUACUUCAUUAGAGAGUAUACCAUAUAUCGAAAAAGAGAAACAUCUUUGCAUGUCACCGAUUAGUAUCACAAAAUCAUAUAAAGAAAAUCAACAAAUAAAAGUUACGUCACAUAAAGAAAAGCAAAAGUUAGAAUUUUUUGAAGCACCUAAAAAUAAUUCAACGCAAGCAUCCUUAAUAUAUUCUGAUGAUAGUACUUGGGGAUCUUUUGCACAAUUAUCUGAAAAUAUGGAAGAGAAGAAACAUAACACUGGUCUUGCUCUUUUAGAGGAAACAUAUAAACGAGAAAUAGCAGAAAAUCGGAAAUUAAAAGCAAAUGCACGUAAAAAGAAAAAGAAGGAACUGAAUAAAUUCUUGAAAAGUGUAAAUUAUUUAACACCCGAAGAAGAAGAAAUUCCUUUGAAUACAUUGUAUAUUAAAAAACUGCAACAAAAACGAGACCUACUUGAUUCAUUGGAUGACAAGAAAGAAAAUUCGACUAUUGAUAACUAUGAAAAUUCAUUUCAAUUCGAAAAGAUUUUGGAACAUGCAAUAGAGGUAAUAAAUGCUGUUGCAGAGGAUAGAGUAAAAGACUUAUAUGAGGAAAAAAAUGAAGAAAAUGGGAAUGAAAAUUUAAGCACAUCGUCAAAUAAAAUAAGGCAAAAUGAAGAUAAAAAAUACUUUACAAAACCUUUACAGAAUUCGAAUUCGAAUGAAGAGGAACCUAUUUGCUCUUCAUUAAGUUAUGAUCAAAAGCAAAAUUCUAUUAAACAUUCAUUAAAUAUUACAGACGAAAAUGUAAUUCAGCAAAAACAAACAGAAGAAGAAAAGAAUGCAAUUAAAGACAUUGAAGUACAAUCUACUGCAGUUUCUUGUAAUAAUCAAGACGGGAAUUUUGCUAUAAUGAAUAUGUCAAUUGAUGGAGAUAUUAGUCAAAAGAAAACUUCUUUGAUCGAUGAAACGUUCACUACUACUCAUUUUAAUAUACCUGUUCUUAUAGAAGCUAAUCAAUUAAAUGUUUCAAAUGAAAAAUUGAAUAAGGAUCAGAGUAAUCAUACAUUACAAAAAAUUGUAAUAUCUGAGAAUAGAAAUAAUUCUACGGAAGCUAUAGAUAAGAGUUUAAAAGGAUCUGAUAAGAAAGAAGAUUGUUUAGUAAAUCAGAAUACUACUGUUAAUAACUCAAUAUUUGAAAAACUUAAAUAUAAUAGUAAAACAGAAGAAAAUAUUAAACAAGUCACAGAAGAUAAAGGAAUGAAGAUACCAAAAAUCGUAUACGAAACGGAUGAAAUUACUUCAAAUAUACCUCAAAUUAGUAAUAUUCAAGAUAAUAAAACAUUCAAAUGUAAAAUCAGUAAUAAAAAUGCUUCAGUACAUAAGAAUUCAAAGUCUAUAGAGGAUAAUAUAAAGCAUUUAAAACAUGAUGAUACUAAUUCAAAUGAAGGAAGAACAGAUUUAUCUAUGGCUCUAUGUAAUACAAAAAAUAUAUCUCCAAUGCAUCAAGAACUCGAGAAUACAUUAUCUAAUGUGAAACGUAAUCGUAAGUUUCACAAGUUAGAAAGUAAUAAAGAUACAAAAUUUACUAAACCUGUAGAAGAUGAAUCAUCCAUCAAAUAUCAGUCGUUCAUAUUAAAAGAGAAUAUAAUCGAACGGUUUUCACCUAAUGUUGAUUCUCAAGUAUUAACACCUAAAAUAAAAAAUAUUGCAGUUAAAAGAAAAGUGCAUAACCAAUCAGAAAUGAUAAAUUGCAAAGUAAGAUUAGUUGAUGUAUUUAAAUCAAAUUUAUAUCAACACACACGAGACAAAUUUAAAUCUUAUAUACCUAUUUACAAAUCUGCUGCAAUAGAGGAUACAAUAAAUUCUGCACAUUUUGCUACAUCAUCUAAAACAAAUUCUUUGAUUAUAGAAACAAAUAAAUCAAAAGAUAUAAGAAAAGUUAAAAAUAUAUCUGGCAAUGUGCAAGAAAAAACUUCGACUUUAUGUCAGAAUCAAGUAAUAAAAACACACAAUAUUUUGGAUAAUAAAAAAGAAUUAAAAUUUUAUCCUAAAGUAAAUCCAUUACUUGAUGAUGAACAUUUAUCUUUGGAAUCUAAUAACGAAGGCAUAUCAGUAACAUCAAUAAAAGCUGUUCCUUCAAUUAUGAAGAUGUUACCACAACAAAAUGAAGAACUCGACAUUGCAAUUCUAGAAGAAAGAAAAAAAGAUGGUCAUUGUAGAUCUAUAGUAAAUUUACAUCAUGAUGAGGAAACACCAUUAUUAGAUGAAAUAAGAGAAAAUGAACAGCCAUUGAAAACACAAUAUAUAGCUCAUAAAGGGCCUAUAUUAGAUAUUAAGGUAUUUGGUGAUACAUUUCUAGCAGCCAGCGAAGAUGGUUCAAUAUAUAGAUACAGUCAAAAAUCUAAUGAAAUAUUGAAUAUUUAUAAAGGUCAUAGAUCAGCAGUUACGUGUAUGUACAUCCACGAAAUCAGUAGCCUUGAUUAUACAAAUAAUUGGGUAUAUUCAGGAUCUUUGGAUGGAACUUUACGUUGUUACAAUGUUAAGACCGGCACACAACUUAAUAAUAUUGCAAAUGUUGGAAGUCCUGUUCAGUGUAUGGAUCAAGCUUGGGGUAUAAUCUUUAUUGGUACUAAAUCAGGUCAUGUUUCUCGUUUUCAUAUAAAGUUUAAUGCUAUAAAAGGUGAUAGCAUACAAUUUUCUGACAAAUCAGUACUAGCUUUGAAAGCUACAAAUGAAGGUCCACGAAGAGUUCUUAUUGUAGCAUCGCGUAAUCAACCAAUAACAAUACGAGACGCACAGAAUGGAUUGUUUCUUCGGACAAUUUGUGGACAAAAAAAUCAUACAGUGUAUAGUUUAAUGCAAAAUAACAAUUUGAUUUAUUGCGGUACAAGUAGUACCUCGAUACUUGUUUUUGAUUUCACUAAUGGAGAACAAAGAGCACGAUAUGAUGCAGGUGUAGGUAUCGUUUGUAUGCGCCUCUAUCAUAAGCUUUUAUUUGCUGGCUGUUAUGAUGGAAACAUAUAUGUUUUUGAUAUUCAGGAUCAUAAACUAGCUUGUAGUAUACCUGGACCAGGAAAUAUGUUACUAAGUAUGGAAGUUGUUGACAAUAAGAUCAUAGCCGGUAGUAAAGACAAACGCCUGCAAACGUGGCAAAUACCGAAGCAAUUACAAGUGGUAUCACGUGAAAUGACAUAACAAGUAUGAAUUGCACAUAAGUCUAGUCUCAUAUUGAGGAAAUACACAAAUACCUCCAAGAGUAUUGAUAGUAUUGGUCUAUAAUUUACUUCUUUGAAGCUAAUCUACAGAACUUGAUAUAAGUUAAAUUACAUACGCGCAUAUUAUAUGUUUAAUUAAAAUUAUAAAGGGCAUAGCCAAAACCAAAAACUUUUCAGCAAAAUUUUUUCUUUUAGUAAGGAUACUUAAAAAAUAUCACAUUCAACAACUCGCUGGCGGCAUUUUCUAUAAUCUUACUUGGCUAUGCUCUCUUUAUGUUCGUAGAAAGAUAGAGUACACAUUGACUGCACAUAAUUAUAUUUAUAAGUAAAUUUGUACAGAAAUUAAAUAAUAUAUAUACUAUAGAUAUAAGAUUAGUCAAUCCAAGAAAUUAAACAAAUCUCUAUUCUUUAAAAAUAUAAAGAAAAAAAAAAAAUUCUUAUAUUUAAUUGACAUAUAUUGAUAUGUAAUGAUGGCUGAUAUUGACGUAAUAGUAACUAAUUAAAUUACUAUAAGUUAAUAUGAUAUGGGAAAUAAACCUCAAGUGCCUUGUGCACAUUAGGAAAUUUUUGUUUUCUCAAAAUGAGACUAUUUUUGUUAUUUUUUUUUUCAUAUGAAUACUUCUUCAAAAUUACAAAAAUUAUGCUUUAUAUUUUUACACAGAAAUAUGCGCAUACAGGGGGAUUGAAAAUCUAUUUUAUACAUUAGAUAUUUUUAUAAAAAAUCAUUUUAUUUUCUUUACACUUCAUUUAAGGAUUAAAUAAUACUUGAUUAAAAAAUAAUUUUGUUUUGAGUUAUAACAUAUUUUGAAAACGUAAAUUUGAAGAAUUUCUAACAUGUAAUCGCUACUAUAAUAAAUAGCUUUUAUAUAUUAAGUAUUGUAACAUUAGAUCCAAUAUAUUAAUGUUCACAGAAAGCAAUUUUUAUUUCACUGAUCAUACAUGACUUGUAUAUGAUUCUGACGUUACUAGGAAAAUUUGUUCAAAUGUUAUUUUAUUACUAUUAGAAAUUAAAGAGCUUUUCGUAUUUCUGUAUGCAACAUUGUUCCAAACUAUGAUAAAAUUUUAGUGCGUAUCAAGCAUAAUUCAUUUAGUUUUGUUUAAUUUUAUGAAGAACAUUAUAAAAAAGAAAGUAAUAUGUCCUGUUUUACUCAGACUAGCGAAUAGAAACUGUACUAUUGUGAGCAUUUGUUCUAUAUAUUGUGAUAUUGCUUUUUUUAUUAAGUUUUAUAUAUAAAAACGCAUUACUUUAUUAUUUGUUUGGUAAAAUAUAACUAUUUA